AUGAAAGGUGUUUGUUGUGUUCCCAAUUGCAAAAAUGACAUUUCUACAAGUGGACAUGUAUUUCCUAAAGAUACAACCAUUCGGAGUCUUUGGUUGAAAAAAAUAAAACGCUCAAACUGGACACCAGGAAAAUGGAGCAAAAUUUGUCAUCAUCACUUGAAACCAACUGAUUUUCUUGUAUUUAAUAAGGCUGGUUGGAAAAAUGUAAGAAAGUUGCUGAAACAGGGUGCUGUAACUUCAAUGUUUCCAUGGAACUGGAAUAAAAUUAUCAACAAUAAAUUGAAGAAAACUAAAGACAAGAAAAUAGAAAGAGAAAGAAGUAUAAAACUAUUGAUUGAAAGUAUUUUAGUGGAUACCAUAGCAGAAGAAUCUAUUAGGAAAUUGAUUUAG
Molecule: messenger RNA, 390 nt
Organism: Phymastichus coffea
Lineage: Eukaryota; Metazoa; Arthropoda; Insecta; Hymenoptera; Eulophidae
Product: peroxynitrite isomerase THAP4-like
Exons: 2
Coding region: 1-390 (129 amino acids)
Source: RefSeq, a predicted model, not a curated record